Aedes aegypti (yellow fever mosquito) is the source of this 1508-nucleotide messenger RNA. RefSeq names its product cytochrome P450 4c3. NCBI's taxonomy places the organism in Eukaryota, Metazoa, Arthropoda, Insecta, Diptera, Culicidae. Bases 51 to 1496 code for a protein of 481 amino acids. The record is from RefSeq and is a predicted model, not a curated record. The transcript has 4 exons. Gene Ontology annotation, molecular function: heme binding; oxidoreductase activity, acting on paired donors, with incorporation or reduction of molecular oxygen; iron ion binding.
UUGUGUCAUUCCUUUCGGAUCGGAAUUGCUACAGGGAGCAUUCGUUGGCAAUGGCAAUGGUACUGCGCUCGGCUCUAAUUGACUUAUUUAUCACCUUCUCGUUCGCAGAGUUCCUCGAUCGGGUCAUUAGCGCCCAGAAGAUGUACGGACGCCGGAUCGGAAUGAGCCGCGCUUGGAACGGGCCCAUCCCGUACGUGAUGAUAUCGAAAGCCAGUGCAGUUGAGCCCAUACUGAGCAACCCGAAGCUGGUGGAGAAAAGCGUCGAUUACGACUUUAUGAAGCCCUGGUUGGGCAACGGCCUGCUCACAUCCCGGGCCAGCGUGUGGCACCCGAGGCGAAAGACACUGACCCCAGCGUUUCAUUUCAAAAUCCUUUCCGAAUUUGUCAACAUCUUCCACAAGCAGGCACUGGUCAUGAACGAGAAACUGGCUGAACAGUUGGAUAACACCGCUGGGUUCGACAUCGUGCCCUUCACCACGCUGUGCGCUUUGGACAUCUUUUGCGAGACCGCCAUGGGAUGCCCGGUAAAUGCUCAGAAAAACUCCGACUCGGAAUACGUACGAGCCCAUAAACUGAUCGGCAAGAUCAUCCGCAAUCGGUUGCAGAAAGUUUGGCUGCGGCCGGACUUCAUCUUCAAGCACACCGAGGACUAUCGGAAGCACCAAGAGUGCCUACAAGUGCUUCAUAACUUCUCCGAUCGAGUGGUCCAGGAGCGAAAAACAGAGAUUGUAGCGAAGCGGCGCCAAGCCGAAGACCUGAUCGACCUCAACAAUAACAACGUGGCAGACGAAUCAAUCAGUUGCUGUCGCAAGAAGCAAUUGGCGUUCCUCGAUCUUUUGAUCGAAGGAUCUCUGGACGGAAAUGGUUUGACUGAUUUGGACGUGCGAGAGGAAGUUGAUACCUUUGUAAUCGGAGGUCACGAUACGACCGCGGCAGCAAUGGCCUGGAUCCUACUGCUGCUGGGAUCUGACCAGAAAAUUCAAGAUCGCGUCAUCGACGAGAUCGAUGGGAUCAUGAACGGAGAUCGCGACCGAAGGCCCACCAUGCAGGAACUAAACGACAUGAAAUAUCUCGAAUGCUGCAUCAAGGAAGGACUUCGCCUGUAUCCAAGUAUUCCGCUGAUUGCUCGCAGGCUGACGGAAGAUGUUCAGGUUGAUGACUACAUCAUUCCGUCGGGAACGACGACCUUGAUCGUGGUGUAUCAACUGCACCGAGACCCCAGCGUAUUCCCGAACCCGGACAAGUACAAUCCGGAUAACUUCUUGCCGGAGAACUGCAGCGGACGACAUCCGUACGCUUACAUUCCCUUCAGUGCCGGUCCACGGAACUGUAUCGGACAGAAGUUUGCUAUCCUCGAGGAGAAGAUGGUUCUGUCCACGGUGCUCCGGAAAUUCCGUAUUGAAGCCGUGGAACGACGAGAAGAUGUCAAACUGCUCGGUGAUCUUGUGCUGCGACCUCGUGAUGGUCUGAAAAUAAGAGUCAGUAGAAGACUGUAGCCUAAUGAAAUG